Galleria mellonella (greater wax moth) is the source of this 657-nucleotide messenger RNA. RefSeq lists its product as uncharacterized. The record is from RefSeq and is a predicted model, not a curated record. Lineage: Eukaryota; Metazoa; Arthropoda; Insecta; Lepidoptera; Pyralidae. The transcript is spliced from 3 exons. Bases 38 to 514 code for a protein of 158 amino acids.
CGAUAAACCGAAUGAAAUUCAAUCUUAUACUUUUUUAAUGUUUCCCCUUAAAACUUGUUUGUUAGAAACGCGCGGGAGCAUGAAAUCUCUAAUUAUAUUUCUUUUGUGUAUUGCACUAUCGGAAUCCAGUAAACCAAAAAUUGAAAUAUACGAAAUUAGAGAAAAUACAGGCAAUGAUCAAAUAUAUAUGAACGAUAGAUACAUACAUAAUGACAAAGACAAAGAAACUCAACUAUCAAAACUUCAGAGGCCUUACAAGAAGACGAAACAUGAUAACUCUAUUGAUAAAGUUACUAAGGAACUAAUUAAGAAACUCCAAGCAAUGAGAAGUGAUAAUUUUAAUAAAAACAUUGUUUAUGUUUUAAAUGAUGAUAUUUUGAUCGAUGAUCAUAAUUACAAUGAUGAUGAUUAUGUAAAUUUAAAUAAUAAUGAAGGAUUUAUAGAUAAAACUAGAAGUAAUAAAUAUGGCAUUAUGACAAAUUAUGACAAAGACAAUUUUGUUUACCGCAUAUAGGACAGCAGCUUCCCGGCACAAGCAUCGCUAUGAAGAUGAUGAUGAUUAAAAUGGAAAACGCAUACUAUAUUUCUUCAGUCAAAUAUAAAUAGAAAAUGUUUAAAUUUUAUUAAUAUACUAUAAACUAAUGGAUGACCAGCAAA